UCGAUCUAUCUCUCUCCCUCUCUCUCUCUCCCUAAAGAAGAAAGGAAGAUGAGUUCGAUCUUUGGUGGGGGGAGUAGCGACAAUAACGUUAACGUUGUCAUCUUCGAUACGUCAAAGAAUGAAAGAAAAUUGAACGAGGAGUUCAAAGUGUUGCAGAGAAAGUUAAAACCAAAAUGGAAAUUGGUCGAAAACAACGAUACCAUCACCGAAGAGUCACUGACGAGUGGAAGGGUCUUUGUACUCCCGGGACCAAGAAAUAAGUUCACCGAAAUCGAAAUGAACACUAUCCGUAAUUUUGUCAACAACGGCGGCAACGUUCUGGUGAUGUUAGGCGAAGGUGGCGAAAACAAAUCGAACACGAAUAUUAAUUUCUUGAUCGAGGAAUACGGGGUGAUGGUGAACAAUGACAGCGUCGUACGUAUGGGCUAUAAUCAAACGUUGCACCCGAAGGAAUGUCUCGUCUCUCAAGGCUUGUCCAACAAAUCGACGUUUUUGAAGAAUCACAACGAAUACUCAGACAUCAAUUUCCUAUAUCCAUACGGCGCAACAUUGAACGUUGUGCAACCAUCGGUGGUCGCGUUGUCAAGCGGCUCGAUUGCUAUUCCAAUGAACAGACCUAUCUGUGCUUACUAUUCGGGUAAAAGCGGAUCUGGUAAACUGGUUGUUUUGGGCUCGGCCAGGAUGUUUACGGAUCCGUAUAUCGAGAGGGAGAAGAAUAGUGCCUUGCAAGAAAUGAUUUUCGAUUUCUUCGAUUCGAACGAUACGGCCGAGAAAGAUUUUCAAUCGGACGACGUCGAUUUUUGGGAGUACAACUUUGUACCCGAUAUAACGCAACAAGCGGACAAUCCAAAAGUUUGUACGCAGGAUCUCGACAACAUCGAGGUUCCGCGAGAAUAUACGAAAUUGUUUAAACAUCACUUUUAUUCGAUAAACUUGAAUAUGGUACCGGCUGCUAUAAAGGCAUACGAAACUUUGGGAGUAAAGCACGAAUCGUUGAGCUUGAUACCACCUCAUUUUGAGGCACCUCUACCGCCGACCCAAGCAUCGGUGUUUCCACCGAGCUUUCAGGAAUUACCACCACCAGCGUUAGAGUUAUUUGACCUGGACGAAGCAUUUAGUUCCGACUUAUUAAAGUUAUCCCAAUUGACGAAUAAAUAUAUGUCGACUAAGAAUUUAGCGAGCGACACCGAAUUAGAUCAUUAUAUUAGAGAAUUUGGCAGUAUAUUAAGGAUCAGCAGUUCCGACACUCAUACGGCCAGCGAAGUAUUGAAUCGUGUUUUUCAAAAGAUAUCCAGCUAUAAGACCAUGCAAGAGAGAAACGAAUACGAAACCAAAAUUUUCUAAGAUUUCUUGUAUAUAAUUAUCUUUUUUAUUGUAAAUGUUACAAAGUGAAAAAUAAAAAUUUGUAUGACGUUGAGAAAAAA
Vespula vulgaris is the source of this 1424-nucleotide messenger RNA. RefSeq names its product intraflagellar transport protein 52 homolog (gene IFT52). The coding region runs from base 49 to 1344 and encodes 431 amino acids. The record is from RefSeq and is a predicted model, not a curated record. The transcript has 6 exons. Gene Ontology annotation, biological process: cilium assembly; intraciliary transport. Gene Ontology annotation, cellular component: centriole; intraciliary transport particle B; cilium. Lineage: Eukaryota; Metazoa; Arthropoda; Insecta; Hymenoptera; Vespidae.